This is a messenger RNA of Ceratina calcarata, 2811 nucleotides long. Its product is annotated as vicilin-like seed storage protein At2g18540. The transcript has 6 exons. Gene Ontology annotation, molecular function: actin binding; muscle alpha-actinin binding. NCBI's taxonomy places the organism in Eukaryota, Metazoa, Arthropoda, Insecta, Hymenoptera, Apidae. Gene Ontology annotation, cellular component: Z disc; stress fiber; filamentous actin. The record is from RefSeq and is a predicted model, not a curated record. The coding region runs from base 180 to 2618 and encodes 812 amino acids. Gene Ontology annotation, biological process: muscle structure development; actin cytoskeleton organization.
AGUCGUGGGAUUCGUAUAAUCGGUUCUUCCGACCGGUCCGGUUGGUGGCCGCGCGCUUCCGAUCCAUGAAUCCGGUGAUACUACCUACAGAUUCCGGUGUGCCAUUUACUGUGCAUCGUGGCGGCGGCGGCGACGAUUCCAGCGACGAUUUAUCGCGCGACUCACUGAUGUAGAGCAACAUGGCAAAGAACAUAGUCAACUUAAAAUUCACGAAAUUCGACAAUACGCCAUGGGGAUUUCGUCUGGCAGGUGGAAGCGAUUUUCCACAGCCCCUAACUGUUAUCAGAGUCAUCGAAGGAAGCCUGGCGGAAUGCAUGGGUUUGAUAGUCGGCGAUGUGGUGGUGCGUUUGAACGAUCAACCCAUCAGCAGCUUGACUCACGGUCAAGCGCACGAAGAACUGAUGCGAGCAGGGAAUAAUUUUGUCCUGGGCGUGCAAAGAGAAGAGGAUCCACUGAAGGCUCUGGAGGCGUUGUCCGAGGAGAACAUCGUUCCUUAUAAGAUUCCUCUCGCAGAUUUACCGCCAGUUUUCCCGGAACAAAUCUUGAAGGAGGAGACCGUGAUCGAGCAGCGCGAGGAGACGAUCUGCGAGACGAAGGUGGUCGAAGAGGAGACCAAGCCAGAGGUGGAACCGCUCCCGGAAAAGCCCAAAGACGAGAACAGCGAAAUUGUGCCGAAUCAGAAUCUGACGGACGACGAGAUCGCCCAGCUGAUCCUCGAGGAAGAAGAAUUGCUUGACGAUAAAGGCGUAUUAGGGGUGAACUUUAAAAAACUCCGACCCCGUUGUACCGCUCUGAAACAAUCUAAGGUGAUUGAGGAGCUUCAGAACAUCGCCACAGCUGAACCUCUGUUAGUUGAACAACUUAGACGCACUUCAGUGUUUCUGCAAAAACCGCAGCGACCGAUACCGGCGCCCCGUAAGAAGGAACCGGAGGAAGAACGCGAGCGCACCGAGGCUUAUAAAGUCGUGAUAAAGAAGCAGAAAAAGAGGAGCGUCACCGAUCGUCUGUUGGAGAAGGGCCUACUGAGACCUGAGGACGUGAGCACCCCGGAGCCUCCUACUCCCGAGGUAAACAUGGAAAAUAAUGAAACAGGAAACAAAGUCGAGAAUGAGAACGAUUCUUCCGUUCCGUCGACGUCGAGCGCCGACAGUCCCUGCUCGCAAAUUUCGAUCAAUGAUAAUCUGAAUUCGCAACAACCAAUCGAUGACAGUCCACUCUCGCAGGAGACACUCGAUGAUAGUCUUUGCGAGCGAGAACUGGAACUCGAAAUCGAACCAACUGUCGUAUGUUCCGAGGAACCAUCCUCUCCGUCUAUCGAACCUCCGAUCGACGUCUGCCAGACUCGAUAUCCUGUCGCGUCGGUACAGUUGUCAAAACGAGCCAAGGAGAACGUAGUGUUAGCGAGUCGAGUACCGAGCAAACGCAAGUCGAAGAGCUACUGCACCCGAGCUCACUAUCUCCGACGGUGGCUGUUCGGGAAGAGAAGUGACACUAAGAAAGUUAAAGCAAGGUGCCAGGAAAGCGGGUCCACGGAGCGACUUCAGCAACUCUCACGUCGCGGCAGCGUCGAGAGAUCCAGAAUAAAAGGUCGUUACCUCGAGACGUACUUGAAACGGGAGGAUAAUUGGAUGAGGCGUAUGGUCGACGGGUUGUUCGAGAAGACCGAUAGUUUUUCUUCUAGCAAGUUGUUCGGUAGGCUGCUAGAGAGCAGAGAAAUCUCGUUCAGGAGGACCCGUUACGGGGAAAAGAUCCUCGUUCGAAGCGUAGAGUUCGUCGCGGACCGGCUCCGCACCGAUGUUUUCAAGCGUAUCGAUCAGGGAUCGAAACCGCGUAUCGACAAUCGUUUGUAUUUCAAACCUCGUUACUUUCAGCGCAUAUUCUGGCGCAACGUUGUUCGUCUGAUCGAUUACAUCAAGGGUACUAUCGCAUCGUCGGGCGGCCGCUCUCGAGACAGAAGGCGAAGCUCGAUUAUGAAGAUGAGGGGUCGUUACUUGGAGACAUAUCUGAAGCAGAACGCGUUUCUGGAUCAUUUUUCUCCGCGGCUGAACCUGGUCUCGUCGAAGGGCCGGUUUUUCCGACGAACCCGUUACGUCGAGCGUAUCCUCAAAAAGCACUUCGAGUCUCUCGGCUUAAUCAUCGACUGCGUUCGCUGCCAGGUUCUCCAAGGUAUUUCCGAUACUUCCGCCGUUAUUCCAGGCCGCGCAUCAUCCUUGAACUCGCGCCAAAACCGCGCGCCCGCGAAACGAGACGACGACGACCGCGACGUUCUAUCCAAUUUGAUCCGUUCAUCGAAAGAUCUUAUCGCAAGCGAGGUGUUUCAUCGCGGCAGCAGACGACUAUCGAGAUCGUCCCGAGGCAGCGUCUCUGCUUUGAACUUAUCAAAUACCUGGGCCGGCUGUCUUCUUAAUUGGCUUCAUCUCAAGUUCGCCAGAGGCUCAACGAUUAGCGACAAGAAACUGCUCGUUCAGGAUAACGAUCGCGACGGUCGCAGAUUAUCGUUCGUGCCGACGAUUCUCUACGAGGGUUUGACAAAUCGUAUAGGUGUCGAUUUCACGAGAUUCGUGGCAUACGCGUUCGUCCCUUGUACCUCGAUCAUCUUGUUGUACAUGUACAAGUAACUUGUACUCGUCGGCCUUGCCCGGAUCAAGCUCACACCACUAGAGACGAUACUAUUAAUGAUUACGAUUAUUGUUUAGAUUUAAAAACGACUUGUUCUAGGACAUCCCUAACAGACGCUAGACCAUCAUGGACCAUCUGUAAAUGUAUUUAAAAAAACAAAAACAAAAAAGAAAUUGAGAAAGUGUCCGUUUA